Messenger RNA from Peronospora farinosa, 1617 nucleotides. Lineage: Eukaryota; Oomycota; Peronosporomycetes; Peronosporales; Peronosporaceae. The record is from the annotation of a GenBank genome assembly.
AUGAGCGAACUUUACAAGGAAGCAGCGACGCUCUUGUACAAGCUGGAGAAACGUCAAGGUGGAUUAAAGAGCUUGGCUUAUGCUGAUUCUACAGUGCAUAAACGUAGCUCCUUUGCGCUUGUAUGUGAGACGUUGCGCUAUAAACCACUACUACGUAAACUGCUGGCAGCUUUGCCCGAAUGUCAUAGAGCGCUAAAGACGCCCAAGGACGCUACAGAACCGUCUGCACUCGUGUUUGUGACACUCUAUGACCUUCUCUUUGGUCGGCAAAAGAUACAGGGUGGUGGAUACGUGAAGAAGGCACUUUUGCAGCAUGAGACGGCGUUCCGAGCGGCACUAGCGAGACUAAAGAUUAAGCACAAAGUGGCGUCCAACGAGGCGCUUUUACCGCCUGAAAAUCGUCAGCAGCACCUUGCACUACCUCGUUACGUACGUGUCAAUACGCUUUUGGCUUCUAGUGAAGAGAUCGAGGCCUUUACGCGCGAGUUCGGUGCUAAACAAGACCGAGACGUGCGAGAUCUGCUCGUGCUGCCAUCGGGUACAGAGCUGCAUGAACACGAGAUGGUCAUUAGUGGAAAGCUAGUGCUACAGGACAAGGCUAGCUGCUUUCCGGCUUUUGUGCUGCAUGGAGAGCACACUGAUGCAAAGGACAAACAGGGCGACGUGAUUGAUGCGUGUGCCGCUCCUGGUAACAAGACUAGUCACCUGGCAAUGCUACUGCAGCAACAAGAUGGUGACGGAGAGGAUGGCAUUACUCGAAAGCGACGAGUGUUUGCUUUUGAUCGAUCAGCUAAGCGGCUUGAACUGCUAAAGCGACGCAUGGAACUUGCAGGAGCUGCUGCUCGGGUACAGGCUGAACUGCAGAGCUUUUUGGAGGUUCCCGUGGACGAUGAAAUGUAUCGCAAUGUGCGAAGUAUUUUGCUGGACCCAUCGUGCUCUGGUUCGGGGAUGACAAAUCGUCUGGAUCAUUUGCUAGAUAUCGCAAGUGCGCGUGAUACCGUGCUGGAACCCGAUGCUGGCUUAGAAUAUGAAGAAGAGACGGCCAAGCGUCUCCAAUUGCUUGCAGAUUUUCAGCUUGAAGCGCUACGAAAAGCUUUCUCAUUCCCACAAGUAGAGCGUGUGGUAUAUUCAACUUGUUCUAUUUUUCAGAAGGAGAACGAAGAAGUUGUCGCUGCAGCAUUGCAAUCCGAUGAAAAUGUUCAUGCAGCGCGUCCUUUUGUGCUGAAACCAGCUUUAAAGUCAUGGCCACGUCGUGGUCUUGAGGUCGCAGGCUUAUCGGUCGAACAGGCCAUGGCACUUGUUCGUGCAAACGGCCUUGAGGAUUCGACAAACGGAUUUUUCGUGGCGUAUUUCGAACGAACUGACAAUGUUGUUGGCGCUUCAAGUGCAAUAAAUGAUCAAUCUGAGAAGACAUUUAAGUACCCCGCUGCUGCAAGUGUUCAAGGUACCGCUACAUCACCUAUAGUAAGUGCAAAAGCUGAGACUUUACAUACUGGGAAGAAGCGCAAAGUGCUGUCAAUGACUCAAAAGGAGAAGCGCAAGCGUCGGAAACGUGAGAAGCGCAAGAAACAUGGCAUUUUAGUAUUAGACAACAAAUUAGAUGACGAGGUAGAAUGA